UACACGUGCUAUAAGCCGGUUUAUGAAAUCACUAAUUUCACUGUCAUAGUUAAUAAAAACAGAACAAAUCUUAAGGAUGUUCUUCAACCUAAUACUAAUACUUGUUUAUCAGCUACAGGAGGAAAUCUGCGCUCAAGACGAAAACAUAUGCGGGAGAACAAAUGGUGCCUUUAUAUGCUGUUCUGGUUAUUAUUGGUUUAAUGACCGUUGUAUUGAAUGUUUUGGGGCGUAUGGAGUAAACUGUUCCAUGCCAUGUUAUAAUUCCUACGGCUACAGAUGUAAAGAAACCUGUUACUGUAAAAAGAACCAAGUUUGUAAUAAAUACAUAGGAUGUCGGGUGAAUGUGGUACCUUGCAAUGCUGUUCUGAAUUUUGUUUGUUUAAUCGCAGUUCCAUUGUAAAGAAAAUUUCUACUGCUACAUUUGGAGAGGAAUCUGCGACUUUACAGAAAAUCAAAUUUCUAAUAAACAUCCAGGAUGUCAGGAAAAAUGGCGAG
This is a messenger RNA of Saccostrea cuccullata (small rock oyster), 495 nucleotides long. RefSeq lists its product as uncharacterized. The record is from RefSeq and is a predicted model, not a curated record. The transcript has 5 exons. Lineage: Eukaryota; Metazoa; Mollusca; Bivalvia; Ostreida; Ostreidae. The coding region runs from base 77 to 400 and encodes 107 amino acids.